Pistacia vera is the source of this 935-nucleotide messenger RNA. RefSeq names its product DNA repair RAD52-like protein 1, mitochondrial. The transcript is spliced from 4 exons. Gene Ontology annotation, biological process: double-strand break repair via homologous recombination. Bases 60 to 599 code for a protein of 179 amino acids. The record is from RefSeq and is a predicted model, not a curated record. Gene Ontology annotation, molecular function: DNA binding. Lineage: Eukaryota; Viridiplantae; Streptophyta; Magnoliopsida; Sapindales; Anacardiaceae.
GUCAAAGCAGGGGUUUUGUUUUGUUUUGUUUCGCCAUUUGAGUUUUUGUAAUAACAAAAAUGGCACCUAUCAUUUCUGCUCUCAGAAAAUCACUCUCUCCCCACUCUUCUUACACAAAAUCUCUUCUUUUCUCUCAAACUUCCCACCGUUUUUACUCCCCAAAACCCCCACCAGCCGCACCCCACCAAGAAGUAGAUGACGAGAUUCCUACUUCGGGUUUAAGCAGGCCUUUGUCUGAGGUUCUUAAAGAACUCAACAAGAAAGUCCCUGAAUCUCUUGUUAAACUUCGAGUUGAAGAUGGGUUCUCCAUGAAGUACAUUCCUUGGCAUAUUGUUAAUCGGAUUAUGAAUCUUCAUGCUCCUGAAUGGUCUGGUGAAGUUCGCAACAUUAUUUAUUCUGCUGAUGGAAAGUCGGUAUCCGUUGUCUAUCGUGUUACACUUUAUGGGACUGAUGCUGAGAUAUAUAGGGAAUCAACUGGGACUGCUUUGGUGGAUGAAGUGGGUUACGGAGAUGCUGUGCAGAAAGCCGAAGCAAUGGCGUUUCGUCGAGCUUGCGCACGCUUAGGCCUCGGCCUUCAUCUUUACCAUGAAGAUUUGUAAUUAGGCACACAUGGAGCUCAUUUCAUGCUAAUCUGACUCUCUACAUUCUUCUUUGGUGAAACAUGGUAGGACUAAAUAGUUCAUUAUGGCUUUGAUCAUUUUGUUGUUCUGUAAGGACCAUGCCUUAACAGCAACUGAUGCAUGUAUGUUUGUCUGACGGGGGAGCACCGCAUUAGCGCACGUGAUAUGUUCGAGACAUGAUCGUGUUGUUCGUGCAUCCGUCGUACUAAAGACUUUUUCUCGAAAUGGAGAGAAGCUUAUUUUGGGUACUUUCAAGUACCCAUCUUUUGUAGAAGAAUUCUACUACUUGAUGUAUAUGCAAAAGUUCAUUUUCAA